Messenger RNA from Cannabis sativa, 2275 nucleotides. RefSeq names its product pentatricopeptide repeat-containing protein At3g04760, chloroplastic. The transcript is spliced from 3 exons. The coding region runs from base 458 to 2245 and encodes 595 amino acids. Lineage: Eukaryota; Viridiplantae; Streptophyta; Magnoliopsida; Rosales; Cannabaceae. The record is from RefSeq and is a predicted model, not a curated record. Gene Ontology annotation, molecular function: protein binding.
AGAAUUAUUAUCCUAUCCUUUACUACUAGAUAUCCAUCCAAUAUCAUAUCCUUAUCUGAGACUGACUGAGACUGAGAGGAGACUCUGUCACUGCCGUGCCUCAUUCAAAUGUUCAAUUUUUGGGUGAAAACUUAAAGUUGUGAACUCUGCAGCUCCUUCUCCGGUGGAGCACUGCCGUCGCAUCUACUUUAAUUCAUUCCAUGGGACGAAGAGCUUCUCUUCUCCUCCUUCAAUGCAUUGUGUUAACCUGGGUCGGUCCAAGAAUAUCUCAUUUCAUUUACUUCUCAAUUCUCUCUCAACUUCAAGGAUGAGAUUGUGAAUUUCAUUCUUAGGCUGGAGUUAGAGGUUAAUCAAUGGUUCAGCUUUGAGGCCAUGCCAUUUCCCUUCUAUUAGUGUAUGCUCUACCACUCUUUUGUAGUUCUUUUCGGUGUUUAUUUACUUAAAAGUAGGUGGAGAAAUGGGGUAUACAAUUACCCAACAUAGUUUUAUGAUUGGUGGUCAUAGUCUUCAUAGAUUUUCCAAACAAGAUGGUCUGUGUUGUGGCACUGGCCGCAGCUCUAGUAUUAAAGAAUGUGCAGUUUACAUAAAUUGCUUCAGCUCAAGUAGAGACUUCAGCAGAAAACCAUUUAGGUCUCCUAAGGUUUCUAUUGAAACAACAAGAGGAGGAGGACCCCUUUUGCACCGUUAUGGAUAUAAAGAAAUUCAUCUUUUGAAAGUUCUUAAUAGAGCUUGCAGAGCAGGGAAGUACAAGGAGGCCCUUUACUUUCUCCAAUUAAUGGUUACUAAGGGUUUUAAGCCUGAUGUUAUCCUUUGUACAAAAGUGAUGAGAGGGUUCUUCAGUUCUAGGGAUGUUCAGAAUGCUGUCCGGGUUAUGGAGAUUUUGGAAAAACAUGGGGAGCCUGAUUUGUUUUCUUAUAAUGCCAUGAUCAGCGGGUUUUGUAAGGCGAAUAGGAUUGAAUUAGCCAAUAGAGUGCUUGACAGAAUGCGGGCUCAAGGCUUUUCUCCUGAUACUAUUACUUACAAUAUAAUGAUUGGGAGUCUAUGUAGUAGGGGGAGGCUUGAGUUGGCGUUUAAUGUUUUGGAUGAGUUGUUGAAAGAUAAAUGUGCCCCUUCUGUGAUCACUUACACCAUUUUAAUUGAGGCAACCAUUAGUGAAGGUGGUAUUGACAAAGCUAUGGAGCUUUUGGAUGAGAUGUUGUCAAGAGGGCUUCUUCCUGAUAUGUGUACUUUUAAUGCUAUAAUCAGGGGAAUGUGCAGAGAAGGAAUGGUGGAUAGAGCUUUUGAGUUUGUUAGGAGCUUAGAAGCCAAGGGUUGUAGUCCAGAUGUGAUAUCUUAUAACAUCUUGUUAAGGGCACUCUUGAAUCAUGGGAAAUGGAAUGAUGGAGAGAAGUUAUUGAGUGAUAUGGUUUCAAGAGGAUGCGAGCCAAAUGUGGUGACUUACAGCAUUUUGAUUAGCACACUUUGUAAAGAUGGGAAGGUUGAAGAUGCCGUGAAUGUACUCAAGGCUAUGAAGGAAAAGGGGAUAACCCCAGAUGCUUAUAGUUAUGAUCCAUUGAUAUCUGCUUUCUGCAAAGAUGGAAGGUUAGAUUUGGCAAUAGAAUUCAUGGACUACAUGAUCUCUGAUGGUAGCUUGCCGGAUAUAGUAAACUACAACACAAUCUUGUCCGCAUUCUGUAAAAAUGGGAACCCUGAGCAGGCUUUAGACAUCUUUCACAAGCUUGGGGAAGUGGGGUGUCCUCCAAAUGUCAGCUCAUACAACACAAUGUUCAGUGCUUUGUGGAACUGUGGGGAAAGAAUUAAGGCUUUGGAGAUGAUAUCAGAGAUGGUUAGCAAAGGGAUUGAUCCUGAUGAAAUCACUUAUAACUCACUCAUAUCUUGCUUGUGCAGAGAUGGGUUGGUAAAUGAGGCAAUUGGACUGUUAUUAGACAUGGACAGUGGUGGUUUCCGGCCAUCUGUUAUCAGUUAUAAUAUUGUUCUUCUUGGAUUGUGCAAAGCACGUAGAAUUGAUGAUGCCAUCGAGUUUUUCACAACAAUGGUUGGGAAAGGGUGCCAGCCAAAUGAAACAACUUUGAUUCUCUUAGUUGAAGGAAUCGGAUUCUCAGGGUGGCGAGUUGAAGCCAUGGGGCUCGCCAACUCCCUUCUCAAGCUAGAAGCAAUAUCAGAACAUUCCUUUAAACGUUUGAAUAAGAUCUUUCCUAUGCUUGAUGUUUAUAAAGAACUUACUUUGUCAGAAAUUAAGAAUUAGUUUAGAAUGAAGAUUACAUUUCACUAUUUA